This is a messenger RNA of Equus caballus (horse), 1678 nucleotides long. The record is from RefSeq and is a predicted model, not a curated record. NCBI's taxonomy places the organism in Eukaryota, Metazoa, Chordata, Mammalia, Perissodactyla, Equidae.
AUGGACGUAGGAGAUAUUGGGGGGAUUUCAAACAUAGGUACUGGGAAGAAAAAGGAAGGUCCUUAUACUUCAGAGAAAUAUAAAAUCCAGACUGAGAAUAUAGGAAAAGAUGUUUGUGUGGCAGUGUGGAAAAACCACCACAUGAGGACGGUAACCAACUACUUCAUAGUCAAUCUUUCUCUGGCUGACGUGCUCGUGACCAUCACCUGCCUUCCAGCCACGUUGGUUGUGGACAUCACUGAGACCUGGUUCUUUGGACAGUCCCUCUGUAAAGUGAUUCCUUACUUACAGACCGUGUCAGUGUCUGUGUCUGUCCUCACCCUGAGUUGCAUUGCCUUGGAUCGAUGGUAUGCGAUCUGUCACCCUUUGAUGUUUAAAAGCACGGCCAAGCGGGCCCGGAACAGCAUCGUCAUCAUCUGGAUCGUCUCCUGCAUUAUAAUGAUUCCUCAGGCCAUUGUCAUGGAGUGCAGCACCAUGCUCCCCGGCUUAGCCAAUAAAACCACUCUCUUUACAGUGUGUGAUGAACGCUGGGGUGGUGAAAUUUACCCCAAGAUGUAUCAUAUCUGUUUCUUUCUGGUGACAUACAUGGCACCGCUGUGUCUUAUGGUAUUGGCCUAUCUGCAAAUAUUUCGUAAACUCUGGUGCCGACAGAUCCCUGGAACGUCAUCUGUAGUUCAGAGAAAAUGGAAGCCCCUGCAGCCUGUUUCACAGCCUCGAGGGCCAGGACAGCAGACCAAGUCCAGGAUUAGCGCUGUGGCCGCCGAAAUAAAGCAGAUCCGGGCCAGACGAAAAACAGCCCGGAUGUUGAUGGUUGUGCUUUUGGUGUUUGCAAUUUGCUAUCUACCAAUUAGCAUCCUCAAUGUGCUAAAGAGAGUAUUUGGGAUGUUUACCCACACUGAAGACAGAGAGACUGUAUAUGCCUGGUUUACAUUUUCACACUGGCUUGUAUAUGCCAAUAGUGCUGCGAACCCAAUUAUUUAUAAUUUUCUGAGUGGAAAAUUUCGAGAGGAAUUUAAAGCUGCAUUUUCUUGCUGUUGCCUUGGAGUUCACCAUGGCCAGGAGGAUAGGCUUACCAGGGGGCGAACGAGCACUGAGAGCCGGAAGUCUCUGACCACCCAGAUCAGCAACUUUGAUAACAUAUCAAAACUCUCAGAGCAAGUUGUGCUCACCAGCAUAAGCACACUCCCAGCGGCCAAUGGAGCGGGACCGCUGCAGAACUGGUAGAAUAUUCAUCCACGUGACAGGGAAAACAAUUCUUUUUUAAAGCUCUGUACACAGAAAUUUUAUUAUCCUAAUGAUCUGAAGCUAAAAUUACUUUGUGGAGCCAUUUUUCUUUUUUUCAAAAUCGGUUGAUCUUUGGAAAUAAAAUACGACGGUUUAAAAUAAUUUCUCAACUUUUGAUUUAAACAUGUGAGAAGUUUAACUUUCAACUGAAUUUAUUGCAGGCUAUUUCACUUUUAGUUUUGUGUAUUAUGAUUCGUCAAUUAAAUGUUUGAACAUUUCUAAUGCUAAUUGUUAUUUUAAUCUCUCACAUUCAAAUUGCUUGCAAAAAAUGACCAAGAGUUAUCCAAUGACUUUCUUUGGCUACUAAAAGAAGUAGCAAUUACCAACUGAAUUAACAACAGAUAUGUUAGCUGACUUUAUAGUUUUAACAAAAUCACAAAAACUGUCAUUACAA